UCCUGCCCUUGGAUACAUGGGCGGGACAUCGUGGAAACAAGACUCCAGCGCAGGGAUUUUUGUUCACUGAAAACUGAGUUGGAAUCCUGCAACUCUUUCAUCAACAUUUGACUUCAGAAAAGAAACAUUCGAAAGAGUCCGACUUGUGUUUGGAAAGAGAUUUGGAGCGAGCAUUGGAAUUGCUGAAAAGGCCUAAUAAGACUUUUCACCAUGUGGAUACAUUUGGUAGCGCUGGCCCUCCUGGCCACAGCAGCAUCGGCCGCCACGGCCGAAUCCGCCGACAAAGUCCUGAGUAAAGCCGCCACCACGUUGGCUGACAACAGCGCCAACUUAGCCUUCAGUCUUUACCAAGAAAUGGCAAAGGAGAAAAAUGUGGAAAACAUCCUUAUUUCUCCUGUGGUGGUGGCCUCCUCAUUGGGUCUGGUGGCCCUUGGAGGAAAAGCCUCGACUGCUUCUCAAGUCAAAAGUGUUCUGAAUGCAGCCAAAGUGACAGACGAGCGGCUGCAUUCCGGCUUGGCCGAGCUCCUGAGCGAGGUGAGCGACCCCGAGGCACGUAACGUCACCUGGAAGAUGAGCAAGCGUCUGUAUGGACCCAACACUGUUAAAUUUGUGGAUGCCUUUGUGAAAAGCAGCAAAAAACAUUACAAUUGUGACAACUCCAAAAUCAACUUCAAAGAUAAGAAAAGUGCUUUGAAUGCCAUCAAUGAAUGGGCUGCUAAGUCCACUGAUGGCAAAGUGCCUGAAGUCACAAAGGUUGUAGAACAGACUGAUGGUGCCAUGAUCAUCGACGCUAUGUUUUUCAAACCUCACUGGGAUGAGCAGUUCCAUCCCAAGAUGGUUGACAAGCGUGGAUUCAUGGCCUCCCAUAGCCACACUGUUUCAAUAGAGAUGAUGCACCGCACAGGCUUUUACGACUUCUACGACGACGCGACCAAUAAUGUGUUGAUUCUGAACAUGCCGCUGGCUCAUAAGAAGUCUAGUGGGGUGUUCAUCAUGCCACAUCAAGUGGAAAGUCUGGAGAGAGUUGAGAAAAUGUUGAACAAGAAGCAGCUGGAUAGUUGGCUGAGUAAGCUGCAGCAGACACCAGUGGCUUUGUCAAUGCCCAAAGUGAGCAUGGAAGUCAGUCACAACUUGCAGAAACAUCUUGACAAGUUGGGCCUGACAGAGGCAGUGAACAAAUCCAAAGCAGACUUGUCCAACAUCUCUGGGAAAAAGGACCUCUACCUGUCCAGCGUCUUCCAUGCAGCCACCAUGGAACUGUCCACGGAAGGAAAUGAGAUGGACACGAGCAUAUUUAGCUCUGACAAGCUGAAGUCCCCCAAACUUUUUUAUGUCGACCAUCCUUUCAUCUUCUUGGUCAAGGACAAGAAGACCAACUCCAUCUUGUUUAUUGGCAGGAUGGUCAGGCCAAAGGGAGAAAAGAUGAGGGAUGAAUUAUAACCACAUGCCGACUUGUCUUUAUUUACGUGUGUGAGUGUGCGCGUGUGCAUGUGUGUGUGAGAGAUAGUUAGUUAGUUAAGUACAUUCCUGUCACACACUGAUACCAUUCCACAAGCAUUUGAAAAGGAGUGUCUUUAUUCAGAGCAUCCUUUAAGACGGUAUCAUUGGUGCAACGUUGUCAAAUGACUUUGAAUACAAUUUACUUGAAUAAAAUAAAAAAGGCUGUCUCGGUG
This is a messenger RNA of Syngnathus acus (greater pipefish), 1673 nucleotides long. RefSeq names its product serpin H1-like. The record is from RefSeq and is a predicted model, not a curated record. Lineage: Eukaryota; Metazoa; Chordata; Actinopteri; Syngnathiformes; Syngnathidae. Gene Ontology annotation, cellular component: endoplasmic reticulum. Bases 211 to 1440 code for a protein of 409 amino acids. The transcript is spliced from 5 exons. Gene Ontology annotation, biological process: collagen fibril organization; negative regulation of endopeptidase activity. Gene Ontology annotation, molecular function: serine-type endopeptidase inhibitor activity.